Molecule: messenger RNA, 503 nt
Organism: Sitodiplosis mosellana (orange wheat blossom midge)
Lineage: Eukaryota; Metazoa; Arthropoda; Insecta; Diptera; Cecidomyiidae
Product: ATP-binding cassette sub-family C member 4-like
Exons: 2
Biological process (GO): transmembrane transport
Cellular component (GO): membrane
Molecular function (GO): ATP binding; ATP hydrolysis activity; ATPase-coupled transmembrane transporter activity
Source: RefSeq, a predicted model, not a curated record
UAUUCAGUGGGUCAACGUCAACUUUUGUGUUUGGCGCGAGCGAUUUUGCGGAAAAAUCGAAUUCUCGUUUUGGAUGAGGCAACGGCCAAUGUCGAUCCACAAACGGAUUUGUUAAUUCAACAGACAAUUCGAGAGAAAUUCAUUGCAUGCACAGUUCUAACUGUCGCCCAUCGAUUGCAUACCAUUAUCGAUUCGGAUCGUGUUUUAGUGAUGGAUUCUGGAAGAGCAAGCGAGUUUGAUGAACCGCACAAUUUGUUACAAAAUAAAAAUGGCAUCUUCUAUGGUAUGGUCAAAGCCCUCGGAGAACAUGAAUUCGAACGCUUGUCACAAGUUGCACUUGAACAAUUCCAAUCAAAGCAAGCCGAUAAGGUGAAGACGACAACGUUAUGAAAAAGUAGAAACUAGAAAUUAAUUCCACACUAUUUAUGGAUUUCAAAUUGAUUUGAAAAUCGAAUGAAUAAAACAAACGUUUUUAGAUUACGUUGAGAGUUAUGACUUAAAAA